AUGACCGAAGACUCUGAAGAAUGUAAUUUAACUCAACGCAAACCGCUAAUCCCAGAGAAACAACCAUUAUCUCCUGGUUCUUCUUCUAUCAUGGACGAUAAAGUUUUAGUCAAUAUUGUACGUCGAGAAAUACAGCAGUCUGUGACGGAGGCUGUUGAAUCAGCCGUCAAGAUUGACAUUAAUUUUAAAUGGGCAUGGUCGGGGCAUGGUCCUGUUUUCUGCUUCUGCGCGGCAGGUGACUUCACAAUAUCUCGUAUGCUUGGCAUGUACUCUGUGCUAAAAGCUCUGGCACUUAUUCACUGCACACUCUAUAUUCAUUACAAACCAGUAGUGUCAAUGGGGUAUUGGUCACUAACAUUGACCAUUAUUUUGUACUUCACGGAGGCUUUCUAUUUUCAUUCCACUAAUCUAAAUUUCUACAUCGUAUUCCCCUGUAUAUUAAAUAUAAUCACCCUCCUAGGACUUAUUUACCUGCCAGGUAAGCUAAAACUUUGGGGAACGGUGCCUGGAACCUCGGGCAUGGACAGGGAGGAUGACGACGAAAAUCUACAAAUCUUACGACAAAUGGGCAACUUUAGGCGGAGAAAGGCUGGCCACCCCAUCAAAAACAAGCACGUCUGA
Parnassius apollo (apollo) is the source of this 621-nucleotide messenger RNA. The record is from the annotation of a GenBank genome assembly. NCBI's taxonomy places the organism in Eukaryota, Metazoa, Arthropoda, Insecta, Lepidoptera, Papilionidae.